AGAGGGCACACAGACGCACACACACACACACACACACACACACACAUACACACAGAUAUCCUCUCACACAUACACUCACAGCUGUUGAUUCUUCUCUCUCUGAUGAACACCGAGGAGCAGAGCCCACAGGAAUCUGGGAGAAAGCAAAUCUGCUGUCCACCGGCAGCUCCCUCCAAAAAGCAUCUUUAUGGGAAAUCUUGACGGACAAGUGGACUGACUAGUUUUCUGAACACCACCCGGCUUUCCCUGCAGCUCGUAUUCUACUAUUUCUCUCUCUCUCCCUCGUCAAUCCCGGCUUCUCUCAGUGUUGGAAUUUGAGCGCGAGCAGCAGAGAAAAAUAGAGACAUGUGUUUUGCCUCAGCUGCCUACUACUACUGCCUGUUGUCUCCCAUUCACUGACCAAGGAGGAAGUACAAGGUGAUAGUCAAACCGGCUGCUAUAGAGUGAUCGAGUGGGGUGAAGCAGGUAUGAGUGCGGACAGCCAUCAGGCGGUGGUGACGACCCCGCCCCUGCCAGGUGGAGGAACCAAGGAACGCUACUUUGACCGGGUAAACGUUAACGAUCCGGAGUACCUCAGGACCAGGAACAUGUCGCCUGACCUCCGCCAGGAUUUCAACGUCUUGGAACAAAAGAAGCGGGUUACACAAAUCCUACAGAGCCCAGCCUUCAAAGAGGAGUUGGAGAGUCUAAUCCAAGAGCAGCAGCGGAAGGGGAACAACCCCACCGGCCUGCUGGCGCUGCGACAGAUCGCUGACUUCUUCAUGGCCAGCUCAGUGGCCGGUUUCAGCACCUCCCCCCUCAGCUUGGGUAUGGUCACCCCCAUCAAUGACAUGUACGGAGUGGAAUCAUCCACAAUGGUGAAGGGCGAGAAGCUGACGCGCUGUAAAGUGGCUAGCCUCUACAGACUGGUGGACCUGUUCAGCUGGGCCCAUUUCGCCAACUCCUACAUCACAGGCCGUGUCAGUAAAGAACAAGACCACAUCCUCAUCAUACCUAGAGGACUGUCAUUUGCUGAGGCAUCUGCAUCAAACCUGGUGAAGGUCAACAUCAUCGGGGAUGUGAUCGAGCAGGGCUCCACCAACCUGCGGAUCGACCCUGCCGGAUUCAGCCCCCAUGCCGCCAUCUACUCCAUGCGUCCAGACAUCCGCUGUGUCAUACACGUGCACACUCCUGCCACAGCUGCUGUAUCAUCAAUGAAGUGCGGCAUCCUGCCAAUUUCCCAGGAGGCUUUGAUUUUGGGAGAUAUUGCCUACUACAACUACCAGGGCAGCCUGGACGACCAGGAGGAGCGCAUAGAACUCCAGAAGGCCCUGGGCCCGACUGCAAAGCUUCUGGUACUAAGGAAUCACGGUGUGGUUGCUCUUGGGGAGACCAUCGAAGAGGCCUUUCACUACAUCUACAAUGCCCAUUAUGCCUGCGAGAUCCAGGUGAAUGCCAUCUCAUGUGCUGGUGGUGUUGAUAACCUGAUAGUGCUGGACCAGGAGAAGUAUAAGUCACGGGUUCAUGACGUCGCAUCAGCGGCUGCUGUCAACAUGGGCAGUCCAUACAAGUGGAAGACUGGCGAGCUGGAGUUUGAAUCUGUGAUGAGGAUGCUUGAUAACCUGGGCUACAGGACAGGUUAUGCCUACAGGCACCCAAUCGUACGGGAGAAGCCGAGGCACAAGAGUGAUGUGGAGAUCCCCGCCACAGUCACAGCAUUCAUGUUCGAGGAGGACGGGGACAGCGCCGCCACACGGCUGCCCUUCAAGUUCCUGCAGCAGCGGCAGCAGAGGGAGAAGACACGCUGGCUGAACUCACCGAAUAGCUACACCAAGGUCAGCGUGGAGGGAGGAGAGGAGCGCUACAACCACCGGACGACCACGUGGAUGAAGGCAGAUGAGACGGGAACCCCGAUCCGCAUUGAGGACCCCAAUCAGUUUGUCCCCCUCAACACAAACCCCAAUGAGGUGCUGGAGAAGAGGAACAAGAUAAGAGAGCAGAACCGGUUUGAUGUGAUGACGUCAGGGCCGCGUUCUCAGCACCUUGCAGGCAUCCCUGUGGAUGAACCCCGACGGGAUAUGGUGCAGAUCAAAGUUCUGCCAUACGUGCCCACAGAGGAGGAGCAGAUGGCUCCCCUGCCUCCCAACCCUUUCAGUGAGCUGUCGGAGAAGGAGCUGGAGGAGUACCGUAAGAACAUAGAGAGAAGACAACUGGGCCUCAGCGAUGGCGAGCACGAGCUAACCUCUGAUGACGGCUCUACUCUCUCUCAGUCUCUGUCUCUCACCCAGUCCCCGCAAAGCACUCCAGCUAAAGAAGAGAACCACACGGGCCUGAUGAACGGUAAAGACAACCACGAUGUGGACGAGGACUUGUCCAAGCGCGUCAGCCAGCUGACGACCAGCGUGGAGAGUGUGGAGAUCACAGUGCGACCUGGUGAGAAAAUAGAGGAGGCACUGUCCCCCGAGAGCUCGCCCUCCAAGUCGCCCAACACCAAGAAGAAGAAAAAGUUCCGCACCCCAUCCUUCCUCAAGAAGAACAAAAAGAAAGAGAAGACGGAGGCCUGAGAGCAAACAUGCCAGCGAGGGGAGGCAAGCAGGAAGACCACCUGCUGAGGAGAAGAAAAGGGCGGCAGCAGUCACCUUUUCUGUUCAGUGUCUGUGUCUCAGUUUUCAAUGUCCUUCUGUUUUUAAUGUUAUUUGAUUUUUUUUUUUUUUUUUUUUUUUUUACACAAAAGAUUUUAUGUGCUAAAAGCAGAAGAAAAAAAGAAAAAUUUACAGAAAAAAAUGAAUUUGGUGUGUUACAAAAAGGUCUCCUGACAAGAGACGGGAAUGUUUUGAAAAUUUCGGGGUGGGUUCACUGUAUGUGGGUUCUCGAAUUUAAGCUGCAGUAGAUGCAAGGUGACGUGGGUAGUUUUGGGUGUCUACACACCUGAACUGACUUAUGCAGUACUCUCAGAGGGCUCGCUGUUAGCCGUAAAGUAUCAUUUGAGGCCAUUUAAAUCCUGAGUAACUGGUUCCUCCUGUGUUGUUUCCCAGCCUGUAAACAGACCUUGAAAACAACCACGAGUUUUAUGGGUUUUUUUGCUUAAAAAUCCAAUAUUUUGAAAUGACUGGAUUGCAUCGUGAGUCAUGUAAAGCUGCACAAAUAUAUAUUUUUCCCCUUUUGACACCUGUUUUCUACAGUUUUGUUUUUACGUUCUCAUCACCUGCCUGACGCUGCAUAGGGAACUGAGAAGCCACAAGAAAUUUAAGUCACACUGGAAAACUGUUUUCAGAAAAAUAGCCACAGGGUUUGUGUGAUUUAUUCACUGUGGGAGAAGUUUUCUGUCCAUCUCACUGUCUCACGCUCUUCAGGCUGUUGAGACAAAUAUGUCUUCGGCUGAUUGUGGUUAAACUACAGCAGCUCAGAUGAGUUCAAGGGUUACUAGACUGGACUGGAUAGUGAGGAGAGAAAAGCUGGCGCUCUGUCACGACUUCAUUGACAUUAUCUCAAAGAGCCGCUUAAUAUUUAUGUAGCAUUUUCAUAUCUUCUCCUCUUCAUCUCUUUCUUUUUUUUUUUGCCAAACAAAAUGGAAGAAAUGACAAAACAAUCUCAUUUUAGUGAAGCAUUGCUGUCUCUGUCUAGUUUGUCAUCUCAUCAAAUCAGAUUUUUUUUUUUUUAUUGAACUGAAAUUUGGUAUUCGUCCACUCUGUUUUGUACUCAAUUCCUAAGGUUUUCCAGAGAAUCCAGGUGUUAAGCAUGUCUCCUCUUUUUUGCAAGAACUGAAUUUAUAUGGCUGACUAUGUUCUGUAGUAAUGCCUGAUUGCUCAAAUUAUAUUCUAAUCCUCAGAGUACACAAAUUUACUAUAUAACACAGAUAUAUGAAAACUGGAUAUGUUGGCUAUAGAUUUUUUAACUAUAUAUUUUUAUUUUAUUGUGCUGCACUUUUCUUGUGGUAUAUAACACAUUUUAGUUGCAGGUGGUUUCACCAGUGAAGGAGAUUGUGAAGUAUUUGGUAAAAGUUGUGCACGUAGCAAGAAAAGCAUGGUGUUGGAAAAAAAAAAGGUCAGAGCAUAGAAAGUUAGUUGUAUGAAGAAGAAAAAGUCUUUCAUUGGUGCCACACAUGAGAAUAAUGUCUACUUCUCAACAAAAGUAAAAAAA
Sphaeramia orbicularis (orbiculate cardinalfish) is the source of this 4119-nucleotide messenger RNA. It is a transcript of the gene add3a, whose product is annotated as adducin 3 (gamma) a. Gene Ontology annotation, cellular component: postsynaptic density; plasma membrane; cytoskeleton. The coding region runs from base 468 to 2543 and encodes 691 amino acids. NCBI's taxonomy places the organism in Eukaryota, Metazoa, Chordata, Actinopteri, Kurtiformes, Apogonidae. Gene Ontology annotation, biological process: barbed-end actin filament capping. The transcript is spliced from 16 exons. Gene Ontology annotation, molecular function: actin filament binding. The record is from RefSeq and is a predicted model, not a curated record.